UCGAGAAACCUCCGCCAUAAAUUUUGGUAAGAUUUUGCAGGUCAGCCACAAGCACAACGACAACGACGUUACGUGCUGUGAGUUCUUCAUUUUCGAGGCACACAACGACAGUACAGGCUAGGCCUCCACGUAGAUAUACUGUUGUAGCAGUACUCUUGGUUGUUCUAGUGAAAGACUAGGUCAGUAGGGCACUACAAGUAGUUGCUAUAUUUUCCAAUUACAGAUUCCGACCCUGCGUCGUUUACGUCCGCCGGAACAGCAGACACUUUCCUUUGCCAGUACCAGUACGUCCACGCUACACCUUGUGUAGAGCAAAAUAAACUCAGUGUAGGUCCGGACGGAAGCGGCAAACGUAAUCACUCCAGUCCUGUUCUGUUCUGCUCAACACGCAUCGUUUCCGUGUAUAUCUACGCUCUACUUGCGUGUAGUAACGACCACUAAGUACUAGCAAAGGACAAAGGUGAUGAGACUAGUAUCAGUGGCGUAGGUGUCUGUGCGUUCAGAUUUCACAAACCUACUUGCAUGUACUUCGUCAAAGACGAACUGUACUGCGGUUCCAUUCUCUAGCUGAUUCGCUAGCUAUCGCUAGUUGUCCGCUCUGGUAGGGAGUCUAGUCGGAUUGAGUCAGUACAGGCAGUGCAGCGAUAGCGGGCUGGUGUUAUUCGAAGAGUCCAAAACCAAAGGGACGUCAUUGAGAAACUGGGUCGCAGCGUCACACAGUGAACACGCGCAUCUCCUGUAAACAAGAUAGUGCUAUGUGAACACAACGUAAGACAUGCUACAGAGAUUGUGAAGCUGAGAAAUGGAUGAUGACGAAACUUCAGCCAUCACCCCAGUGUCCACAUCCAUGGAUUCGCCGUCAGCACUGGCAGGAGACGAGCAAGUACCCGCAAGUGUCUCCUCUACAUCAGCAGCAGUACCAGUACCAGCAGAAAGUGUAGAGGAUAUCCCUUUCACACACCCCAGUGCAAACAGACAAGCAUCACCAAUAACUAGUUUUGUUGAUACGUACGUACAGCAUGCAACACAGCAUAGCCACAGCAGCAGCACCAUCAGUUGUGACAACAGCAACUUCACGUAUCCAGUUCAGGAUGCAGCAGCGUAUGGUCAUCGUCUACAGAAUCCAAUCACUGUAUCACGUAUGUUGGAGAGGAUACAACCAACAACAGCAUCAGCUCAGUUUGUUCGUAAUGUUGUCUCAUCCACUGGUGGUCACUGUGACCUGUCUCAACUGUCAUCAGAGCUGGACGUUGACUUCAUCUCGUCUGGUCCUGGGCAAGUGGAGAGUCAUAGCUUAUGGCCACAACGAGCACCGGCAUUAUCCGAAGCAGGAACAACUCUAUCAGAGGCUGACAUAGAACCAAAUACAGCAUAUGCCAGAAUUGCAGAACACGAUGCAGGUCUCUCAUCAUGUCUUCCUCUGGCAUGUCCGUCAUCGUCAAGUUUGGAUCCAAUUCGUGAUAAUCUAUACCUUGCAGCAACAAGUGGCAGUUAUACACAGGUACUGCAAGAUACCAUACCACCCUUGUCUUCCAUCACAUCACCUACAUAUUACCAACAUCAAAAACACACCCUGCAACAGCAACAACAGCAGCAACAACAGCAGCAACAAGAGCAGCAGCAGGGCCACCAGAACCUGCAGCAGCAGCAACAGCAGGAACAGCAUCACCACCAGCACCACCAGCAGCGGGACCAGCACCACCAGCAUCAGCAGCACCAGCAGCAACACCAGCAGCAGCAGCAUCACCACCGGCAGCAGCACCGGCAGCAGCGGCACCAGCAGCAGCAGCAGCAGCAUCACCACCAGCAGCAGCACCAGCAGCAGCAGCAGCGGCACCAGCAGCGGCACCAGCAGCAGCAGCACCAACAGCAGCAUCAGCGGCACCAGCAUCACGAGCAGGCCGGACAGCAUCACGACUUCCAGUCGUCUGCUUCACAGAUGUUUGCAAGGAUUCCAUUGUCGACGGAUGUCGGCACACGAUUUUCAGACUUCAGGCAAUCCUCCCCUAGCCGCCAGAGUCAUGGUGAACUCUUGCAGCAGCCGCCAGAACUUGCCUCUACAUUUCCACAUCAUCCAGGCAAAGAACAAACUUUGCCGUCAGCCACAGCAGACACCGUAACAGCAACAACAACAGUAUCAGCGCGCAGAGCAGCCAAUAGCCAAUCAGCAAGAUCCGUAACAACACGAGCCAAUGUAGCAUCAACCCGGGCUGCAGUAGUAAGUGAUGACAAGCGUUUUCAGCCACCUCCUCGGAGACUUGCACCAGAAACACGGUCGACUGAGAAGACAGCUGUGUUGGCGAGAAGAGGAUUAAGAGCGUCAUCAGCCAUGACCACCUCUUCAUCGCUUUUGCCAGAAAGUCGAGUAGGAAGUGUGAGAGGAAGAUCAGCUGUAAGGUCAAAGCCACGACAUCAGCAAUAUCCUGCAUCUGUAGAACGGCAUGCACAUUCCUUGAGCACACAGUCACCGUUGAACCAAACAUCAUCAUCAACAUCAUCCUCAUCAUCACCACCAGUAGCAACACCAGUAGCAGUAGCUUCUUCACAAGCAGCACGAUCACUAUCAUCAUCACCAGUGCCAGCAAUAGCAUCUUUAGCAUCCGUAGCAGCACCAGCAGCACCAGCACCCGCACCAGCACCCGCAGCACCAGCAGCACCAGCAGCACCAGCCAUAGCGGAGGUCCCGCCACCCAGCUACAGUUUUUCAUCUGAGUAUGGGUCCAAUGCGGUAGUGGAAGCUCUUCAACAAGGAUCAUUACAGCCCUACAUAAUACAACCUCCUCAGUACGUUAUGCUACAGGACCAAAGUGUACAGUGUAGUCAACUACAACCACACUUACAACCACAACAUCAACAACAGCAGCAGCUACUACCCGUACAACAGAAAUUACAGAAGCAGCAGCAACAACAGCAGCAGCAGCAACAGCAACAACAGCAGCAGCAGCAACAGCUACUAACCGUGCAGCAACAACAGCAGCAGCAACACCAACAGCAGCAACAACAGCAACAGCAACAACAGCAACAGCAGGUGCAGCAGCAACUGCAGCAGCCACAACAGCAGCAGCAGCAGCAGGAACAACCACAAAAACUGCAGCAGCCGCAACUGCAGCAGCCGCAACUGCAGCAGCAGCAGCACCAGCAGCAACAACAGGAGCAGCUGCCUGGACAACAUGAACAACAACAACUGCAGCAGGAGGAGGAGGAGGAGCAAGCUGGCUUCACAGUAUCACCACCAAUUGGAAAUCCCUUGACAUCAAAUGUAUCUUCAAACCACCAUCUCGUUGGUCUUGUUCCAACGUCAGUUCAACCCUCAUCACUGGCAGAAAAUGUUGCUUUCCUAUCAUCGCUGAGUUAUGCUGAUUCCUGUCAAAGCCCAUUGUUGGCAAGAUCCACAACAUCAGAAACACGGAAACCAGUAACUGCAGCAGCAGCAGCAGCAGCAGCAGCAGCUUCUGCCCUGCCAGAAACACCAGCAGCAGCACCAGUUGCACUGCCAUCAGAAGUAGCAGCAGCGGCAGCACCGCCUGGUCCCAAUCUACAGCCUGAUUCCAAUGCACCUCCAUAUCAUCCAUACCCACAGCGUACUCCAUCAUGUGCACAACUUGGUUCAAACACACAGCCAAAUACGUACUCAGAAUACAUGGAGUUACUACAACAUGAUCAGCAGUCACAGACUGAUCCCUACACGCAACACGGCGGUCCAAGUAGGCUGCAUUAUCCGUAUGCACACCACAACUUGUACCCACAGCAUGCAUUCUACCAGCAAGCUGGUCUUUAUCCACAGCAUGCAGUCUACCAACAAGCUGGCCUAUACCAACAAACAACGCCGUAUCAACAAGCUGGUCCAUACCAACAAGCAACCCGUUGGCAGCAAACCGGUUCAUACCAACAGACCAGUCGUCAUCCACAGAGUACAUUCUACCAGCAAGGCGGUCCUUACCAACAAUCAACGCCAUACUCGCAAGGCAGUCCAAACCAACAACUUCAAGCCAGUCCAAACCAACAAGCAAUACCAUGCCGACAAGCAGGCCCAUACCAGCAAGGCGGUCCAAACCGGCAAGCAGCUCUGCACCAACAAUCUACCCCAUACCUAGAAGCUGGUUCGUACCAACAGAGCAGUCAAUAUCCACAACACACCAUGUAUCCGCAGAUGGAGACAUUCUCACAAACAUCCUUGCACCAACAGCCCGGUCCGUAUCCUCAGGAGAGCACAGCUCAACAGCCACGUGAAUACACACUGAAAAAUCUCCCUCCCACUAUGAUGUCAUCGGCAACUCCAGCAUUACAUCAUAGCGCCCACCUUCCGUCUGGACAGACCAACACUGCUAUGGUUUCCCAUACAACACGUACUGGAGAAGGUUCAGCAGAGCUUGGUAAAGGUUCUCAACUCGGUUCAAAAUCAGCAGUGUCAGGGACUUCACAUAUGCUAGUGGUAAGAGCAACAACUGCAACGCCACUAGCAGUGGAAGUUGUAGCAGCAACAGCAGCACCAGAAGCAGUGGAAAUGAUUGCUGUAACAGGAGCACCAGAAGCAAUGGACGUUGUGGCAGCUACAGCAGCACCAGAAUCAGUGGAAGUGGUGGCAGCAGCAACACCACAAGCAGCAGCAACACAAGCAGCAGCAACACAAGCAGCAGUGGAAAUGGUGGCAGCAACAACAGCAACAGCAGCUCCAGCAGCAGAAGGCAUUGUCGGCACAGCAUACAACCCGUUUAAAAUGAGCAGAUUUGUAUGUGACAUUCAGCCCUGGAUCAACACGGUUGAUGCGGAUCGACUGCGCCAUGCAACGAUCAAACGAUGUCUCAUAACUGACAACAAAGUAGUGGACAGACUGAAGAGAAUCUUAUCAUCCAAGGAUGGGGGGCAAUCUGCCCAUAACGAGGAGCUUAUAAACCUGCUGACUCCUGGCCGACUGGACGCAUACCAAGCACUGUGCGAUGUCAUUAAGGAACUUGGUUACGAGGACAAGAGCAAAGUUAUGCUCUCCAUUCUACCAGAACAACAAUUCCAGCCAACGGACACAGGUAACCCGUUUGACUUGAAAGACUUUGUGUGUGACAUUCAACUACGGCUGCAAAACGUCAACGCUGAUUGGCUACUGAACGCUGUAAUCAGGAAACACCUCAUAACUGAUAGCACAGUGAUUGAUAGACUGAAGAGAAUCUUAUCAUCCAAGGAUGGAGGACAGUCUGCUCAUAACGAGGAGCUUGUCAAGCUGCUCAGAGCUGGUGGACUUCAGUCUUAUCAUGAUCUCUGUAAUGCCAUUGAGGAACUUGGGUAUGUGGACAUACACGAGGCUAUGCUCUCGAUUCUGCAGGAACAACAGCUACCGCUUCCUCGCACAGGUGGCAAGUCACUAUCAACGGAAUGUGUAGAUGUGGAUGAUGUACCUUCACAAGUAUUACAUGCACAGAAACUACUCAAGGAUCGGUAUUGCCGUGCCAAGGAUACCUUUGCUAGUGAAAUGCUCCCGGUUGGUGUGGCUCCAACUGUUGAACACGUUCAAGUCAACUUGGUGAUGCUGAACAAGUCCAGUCUGAGUAAGGAGUUCAAACAAAACAACUUUGUUGCAUCAAGCUAUGAUAUGUGGAGAGUCGAGCAUGCUUUCACUGAUGCUGGUGAGAAGAUGACAUCAGUUGAAUUGGAGUCACUUGGUAACAACACGAUGAAAGACAAUACAACACAACAAGGAGAGACACUGGGAACAAUGGCGGUAGCCAGUGCAGGAUGUGGCAAGACGUUUGUAUUUACCAAGGUUGCACCUCUACGAUGGGCGAUGGGUCAGCUGUGGAAACGCAAGAAACUGGUUGUGGCAAGGGAGUUACGUCGUAAAGAUGUGCGUGAGGCUAAGUCACUGAGUGAGAUACUUGACUUGGAAGGAAUUGGCAUUGAGGACAGCCAUGACCGCCAAGUAAUCUGUGAUUACGUACGUCAGCAUCCUGAUUGCCUAACGCUUAUCCUGGAUGGCUUGGAUGAGACCAACCUGUCUGAUUUGAGCAGCUUUCUUCAUCGGGUAAUAAUCGGGGACGAGCUACCGGGUGCUCAUAUUCUUGUCACAUCGCGGCCCUGUGCCGAUGCCUUCAGCCUUUCAGCAUUGCCUUUCUAUCGACAACAUGUCGAACUGGUUGGCUUCCGUCCAGGUGACGUUCAAACCUAUAUCAACAAAGUCCUACGACCAAAGAAGGCCAGCAAGCUCAUUACUGAAGUUGAACGAUCUUCAUACCUGCGGGGGAUGAUGGCCACACCGUUCAUUGCGAAGGAAGUGUGCAUCCAGUACCACUGUUCAAAUCACAUCCCGCGAUGCUUAGCCGAUCUCUUUGACCAGAUGAUAAUUCAGAUCCUUGAACGCAAAAGUGGGAACAGUUACAAGCAGUGGAGUUCAAUACCGGAGCAAAUCCGUAAGUCAGUGUUUGAGAUUGGAGAGUUUGCGUUCAGGAUGCUUGUGAAGAAGCAGCUGAUAUUCGAUGAGAGCGACAUCCAGCAGCAUUCGGUCAGUCAAGAUGCGAUGCGGCUUGGUCUUCUUGUGACUGAUGGAGAGUCACCUUCCAGGAAGGAACUCAGGCAGUAUCGCUUCAGCCACCUUACAGUGCAAGAAUACCUAGCUGCCCUCUUCCAAGCGCACCACAAGCCAAUGACUAACACCAGGAUCACACGACUCGUUGAAUGUCUUGGUGCGGAAAGUGCGCACAUGAGAACGUUCUGGUUUCUGCUGUGUGCCCAGCUGAAAACUGUGGACCAGGCUGACUACUUGCUGAACGCAUUGCUGACCAAGAAGAAAACAAAGCAAUGGGAUGGGGACAUGGACGAGCUUGAGGUACUUCUUUCCCAUGAGUUUCCAGACAGUCUUCUGCAGUCUCUGGGAAAUGUCAGUCCAGAGCUUCGUCAGCAUUGUGAGGAUAGUCUUGGUGGACAGUACAUGAAUACUGAUGGCUCAAGUCUACAGGGUGAUGUAAGUAAGUCACGUCAGAUUCUUGCAUACCUGUGCUACUCAGAGCUUGUUAACCAUCAGAAGAUGAACAAUCGCCAGAUGCAAUCUAUCAGAGCAUUACUUGCUUCCUAUGAACUCAGCCUGCAUGGCAGUUCACAUCCAGCUGAACACCGUGCCAUUAAUACAGCACUGCAACAUCACCCUGAUGCUGUACAGCGUGUGACAGUGAAUAGAUGGUCAUCAGACCACGCAGAUCAGUUCCCACGCUCACUAGGUCAGUGUAGUGGAAUAAAAAUGCUGAUCGUGGAUAGAGUGAAGGACACUGCAGUUUCUGAUAUGAUUCAACAGUGCAUUCAGGCGUCUCAUCAAAGUCUACACUCACUGUACCUGAUCGAGUGUACUGAUAAUAUCGUGGGCAACGGCAUUCCUGCUGUCUCAUCCUGUAAACAACUUGAGGACAUCGAAGUAGGUCGGUGCGAACCUACACCCAUUACUGGAGUUACCAUGGCGAAUGCACCGUCUGCUAUGACAAGUGUCACUUCUAUCACCAUGACGGAGAUAAAUGACCCGGGCGUUAGUGCCACCACCCUGUCAACAUUAAAAAACCUAACAAACCUAUCUCUUUGGGACUGCGACCUAACAGCAAGAUCACUACCUGCCAUUAUCAAUGCUCUACAGUGCUUGCCACAGCUGGAGAGGUUGAGUCUUCGGGAUAAUGACUUGAGUUACAUGAAUGCAGAUUAUGCUACCACCCUGCCUUUGGUCAGCCUGCAUCUCGCACACCUCGGUCUUGGUCAUUGUCAGCUCACAGUAAGAUCACUACCUGCCAUUACUCAUAUUAUACAGUGCUGGACACAGCUGAAGGCGUUGGAACUUAGUGGAAAUGACUUCAGUGACAUGACUGCAGAUGAUGCCACCACCCUGUUUGUGGUCAGCCUAUCAGCAUGCAACGAUCUCACAGAGCUGUAUAUCAGUGAAUGUGGCCUCACAGCAACAACACUACCUGCCAUUACUACUGGUAUACAGUGCUGGACACAGCUGAAUUGGUUGUGCCUCUAUGGCAAUGACUUCCAUGAUGUCACUGCCAGCCAGGCUACAGACUUCAUUGCAGCUGUGAACAACCACACGAAUAUCUCUACGCUCUACAUGUUUUCUGAAGAAGAGAUGGAAUAUGAAAAGAUGGAAGAUGAAGAGAUGGAAGAUGAAAAGAUGGAAAAUGAGCACUACACCCGACUGCUAUCACCUCAGUCAUACCUCAAGGACUUGAAAAUUAAAUACUGAUGUGUGGGGUUCUGAUGCUGCCUAGUAUGAUGCACACACACCCAGCAGCAUCAGCAAUAUCUGCAGUAAAGACAGCAACAGAGGUAGCAUCCGUGAUCACUGCAACAGAGGUAGCACCAUUGAUCACCGCAACAGCAGUAGCAGCUAGCACAGCAACAGCAGUAGCAGCUAUGACAGCAACAGCAGUAGCAGCUAUGACAGCAACAGCAGUAGCAGCUAU
This is a messenger RNA of Sycon ciliatum, 8429 nucleotides long. RefSeq lists its product as uncharacterized. The transcript is spliced from 9 exons. The record is from RefSeq and is a predicted model, not a curated record. Bases 803 to 8209 code for a protein of 2468 amino acids. Lineage: Eukaryota; Metazoa; Porifera; Calcarea; Leucosolenida; Sycettidae.